Molecule: messenger RNA, 1356 nt
Organism: Periconia digitata
Lineage: Eukaryota; Fungi; Ascomycota; Dothideomycetes; Pleosporales; Periconiaceae
Source: the annotation of a GenBank genome assembly
ACACAUUGCUAUAUCAUUAUUAUGUCUCGACUUUACCUGACCAGUCUUUUGGCCCUGGCAGUUGACUUACGAGGAGCUUUCUCAUACCCCACGAAUACUUCAGAGGUAUCACUGCUCGCUAGGGACGAUGGCGAAUUCAUCUUUGCUGCCUUGGGAGAUUCUUGGGCUAGUGGGGUUACGUAUACGCCUUUCAACAGUUACGAUGGCAAUAAAGACAACUGCAAACGCUACUCGUACGCGUGGUCCACUGUGGUAGCAAACCAUGGUUCCGACUGGCUGCCCGAUGGCAAAAAAGCGAAGCUCGAAUUUGUAGCGUGCUCUGGUGCAAAAACAGAGAACGUAAUGGAACAAAUGGAUAAGACGACGAGACCUAAGAUCACGCUCAUGGAGAUAGGAGGCAACGACGCCGACUUUUACCCAUUGGCCGACUCUUGCCUUUUCCACUCUCAUAGGGAUAAGAAUUAUGGAAAACGUUACGAAGAGGACGACGCAGAACAUCCUGGAGGCGAAUGUCGGAGAGAGAUAAAAGAGGUUAGAGGCCGAGUCGAAACAGAUGGCAUCAAGAAAAGUAUCAAGGGAGUUAUCAAUCAAUGGAGAUAUCACCCAGCUAAUGCAGGGAAUGAGGCCAGCCUGUAUCUUCACGGGUAUCCCUGGUUCUUUGGCGACAGCGAGGAAUGCAACGAUUGGGACUUUACCGUCUUUUAUAACAGCGAUCCAGCUAAGAACCAAAAGCUUGUACAUGAUCUGCGCACUGAUUUCAAUAAAAUGAUUGAUCAGAUGAAUCGCAAUAUUCGCGAGGCGGUUGAAGAGUACCAAGAUCCGAAGAUCAAAUAUAUCGACAUCAAUCCAGCGUUCGACCAACGUCGAUUCUGUGAGCCAGGGGCCUCAUGGUGGUCACAACUUAACUAUAACAAUGGCGUUUGGAUUUGGAACAACCCUGCAAGAUGGAUCAUCACCAUAAAGAAUGGAAACAAAGAAAGGAAAUAUGGCAAGCUUUUCGAAUCGCCGCCCCAGGACGAGGUAGAGAAGAUGCUGGCCCAUCCCAAUGAACCAGUGAUGCUCGACGAUGGUGACACUAUAUCCAGAACAUACAGUGAUCCAGACGAUGAGAAUCACAGUAUGACACUGGAGGGAAGUCUAAAGGACUUUCAAAAUUUCCGCAGUGGAGGUGGCGAUGGGUCAGUAUCACGGACACUUCAUCCCACCCAACCCGGCCACGAAGCCAUGGCCAAGAUUAUCAUUGAACGGUUGAAGAAGGAUUUCAAAAGUGGCGUUACGCAACAGCCAUGGGGCUCGAACAACUGUCCUGCCGGCUGUAAAUGCUCCAGCUCCGGUGCACCACCGCUUUGUAGUUAG